This is a messenger RNA of Bactrocera oleae (olive fruit fly), 2529 nucleotides long. The record is from RefSeq and is a predicted model, not a curated record. NCBI's taxonomy places the organism in Eukaryota, Metazoa, Arthropoda, Insecta, Diptera, Tephritidae.
GUUUAAUAAAUAAAUUUUUUUAUAAUAUUUUGUAUACCUUGACAUUUAAUUGAAACGAUAAAUACCCGUUCUUCCUUAAGUCUCUUUAAAUAAAAGUUAGAAAUGCUCGUUAAACUUCGUAAAUACCUGAUCUCACAUAUAACGCCCUGCUUCCGUCAUUUUUUUCUGCGGAAUUUUAAGUUGUGUCUCGUUGUUUUCGUUGUCAUCUUUACAAAAAGUUGACAUGACAGUGCUGCCAAAUUAAACUACGAGAUCAGGGAUCGCUCAACAAGCAAAAUAAAAAAAUUUCGUAUCAUAUUAUCCAUGUUGUGCUGAGUGGUUCUGUAAGGCUUUCGUGAACAUCACAGUAGAAAGUACUGAGGUGACCUUAUCUAAAAGUAAUUUAAAAAAAAUGUUGUUUAGCUAGUUUCUUUGCAUAUGGUAGCUUUUUCAUUGUAGUUGAAAAGUGCUCAUUGUGACGGGACUAUUACUAGAAUAAAUAAUUUGCUACCCCUUGGUGAAAGUGGAUUCAAACUUGAGUCGUUGAUUACGCCUGGUUUAAGUUUACAAUGGAAACUAAAAUAUACUGAAUAUUACGUGGUAAACCACUAAAAGAGAAGAACUAUUAUAUUUAUAUAGUUCCUAUUAUACAAAAAAUAUGGAAGUUAGUCGCUUUAAAACAAUUCAGUGAAGUAUUAAAAGGAUAAUUGUACACCUAAAAAUAAUGUAUUCUGUUAUUAACGUUGCUCUCUCCUAUUUGGUAAUUUUCUAUACCGCUAAUAUACCACAGUGUUGUGGGCACGGACGAUUGAUUGAACCACCUAGUAGAGCAUCAGCAUGGCGAUAUGGAUUUCAGACGCCACCUAAUUACAAUGACCACGAAUUAUAUUGUGGUGGAUUUACACGUCAAUGGAAGCAAAACAACGGCAAAUGCGGUGAGUGUGGUGACGCAUGGGAUUUACCUAAGCCAAGACCUCAUGAGUUCGGUGGUUUUUGGGGAAAAGGAGUAAUCGUAAGGAAAUACUCACCAGAAUCUCUUAUGCUUAUUCGUGUUGAACUCACAGCCAGUCACAUGGGGUAUUUUGAGUUUCGUAUUUGCUUACAACCAUAUGCCCAGCAGGAGUGUUUCGACCAACAUUUGUUGAAAAUACAGUCAGGAUUGCUGAGUCAAUCAAUGUCAACUGAUCUUGAAACUAGAUUUUAUCCGAGAAAUGGCAGUUUAAUAUAUGAUAUUAAAGCCCAACUUCCUAAAGGUUUGAAUUGUAAGCAUUGUGUCUUGCAAUGGCGUUAUUUAGCUGGUAAUAACUGGGGUAUUUGUCCGGAUGGAAAUGGUGCUCUAGGCUGUGGACCACAAGAAGAGUUUCGCGCUUGCUCUGACAUCGCAAUUAACGAUCACGAAAACAAACCGGAUUCUCCGUCCGAACCAAGGGCAACAGAAAAUCCAAAAUACGGACAGACACCCAAAGAACAUUUCGAAGAAUUCAAUUAUAUCAAACUGAUAAUUUCACUAAUUUUGCUAGUCAUUUUCUUUUUGACAGUUAGCGUUGGGUUUUUGUAUAGAGCGAAAAUUACUCGUUAUAUAAAAUUUAAUUUGUAUACCAGACUGCGCAAAGUACACCCGUUCUCAAUUAUUAAUAUUGCAUCUAAAGCCGUACCAUCUUUAAGCACUACCUCGCCUUCUUUAGAAGCUAAAACUUCAAAUACUGCUGAAAUUAAGCCUAGUUUGACACCACCAAUACCGCCACCAAGAUCAAAAAGAAACCUUCAAGUUUACAAUUUGGAAUUACGAUAGUUAAAUAAAGUAUAUAACUUUAUAAAAAUAGUUCAAAAAUUAAGAUCAAAAUAUUAGUGUAUAUAUAGAACAGUUUUGAGUUAUUUAUUUUUAAACAAAUCAAAUCUGUAUACUUGUUGGCGAUAGAAGAAUACACUGUUAUAGUAAUUAAAGGCAUGUGGUUUAUUUGGUUUAUUUUUUUGAAAUUUUUAAGUUAUCCUAAUAAUUUAAAAACCCGCAAAAUUCCAUGCCUUAAGGAAAUCAAAAGUUUUAGUCUAAACCUUAUGACUUUAGAUUGAUUCAAUUCAACAAAGUAAUGAAAAACUUAGAUUUACAACAUAAACAGAAGUUAAUUGAAAUUUGGUUUGAGUAGUAAAUAUUGUUAAACCGAUUCAGAAAAAAUAUAUUUUAGAAUUAUUUAUAUUUUAUAUAAAAUUAAAGCUUAAUUAUGGUAAGUCUAUACUGUUUAAGCAUUUCUUAUAUAAUCAAUUGUCUUGCGUACAAAUAAAAUAGUCCCCUUAUGAAAACGCAGUAACAAAACAUCGAAAACAAGAGUGGUCGUUUACCACCAAGAGAAAUAGACUAAAAAUUUAAUUAUUUUGGAAGCUAACGAACUUUAUUACCUUACCUAUUACUAUAAUACAAAUUUAUUAAAAUUUUUAAAAGCAUUUUUUAUUAAUUUGAAAGUACUGUAAGAUCCGAUUUCUUUCCAAUGAAUAUUUAUUACAUAAAACAAGUGAUUUUUUAUAUUUUCUAAUAAAUAUUUAUUACACACCGUU